AUGGUACGUUUAGUCGCAGUAUGUCGUUCGGACGAUCACAAGUUUGAACGACGUCAACUUCCACUGAUAGUAGAUGAAACAUUGACAAUGGUGGCACAAUUUAAUGAAAGAUGCACUGAUUGUAAACAUAUCUCAGAUGCCAAGAAGAAAAGAGAAUUAGAUAGAUUUGUACAAAGGUUCAACUUAUUAACUAAAGAUGAAGUUGCCAUUGCCUUAAUGGUUACAAAUCAAACUUUAAUGAAUCAGUUAGCACAUACAGUUUCUUGUGUUGGUUGUCGACGAAGUGUUGAACACUUAUUAAAUCUGUUAGUGGCAUCACAGCAUCCUACAUUGGAACCAUUGGUAGUUACUCAAAGAGCUGAAUUAUCAUUAAAACAUGAAUACCUCUUUGAUCCUAAAGCUGUGUUUGCUUUAUUUUAUAUUCAUGGUACAAAUGUAAAUGAUGUGAUGGAUUCUAUUCCUAUUAAUAAAAAGAACAAAAGAUGUAAUUUACAUUCAUUAGAAACUCUUAAAGCCAAGACUUACGUGAGUAGCUGGAUAGAUACAUGGGAUUUAUUAUCUACAGAAUGUAGAGAAGAGGUUGUUUUAAUAGAUGCUGAUAAUUUAUUAGAUACAUUAAAUAUUUAUCUUCGAAAACACAGGUUUUGUACUGAAUGUAAAUCUAAAGUUCAUGCAGCCUAUAGUAUUCUAAUUAAAGAAAUAGAUAGCAGUAAAGAAAAAGGUUAUUGUCCAGCCCUAUAUGAAGGUUUAAGAUUCUGCCAACAGGAAGCCCAUAUUCAUGUUGUAUGUGAAACUGAUUUUAUAGCCCAUUUAAUCAGUAAGGCGGAGCCAGAAAUUGCUGGGAAUUAUCGUAGAGAUCGUCAUGCUAAAACUAUGGACAUAGCUCAAGAAGAAGUUUUAACGUGUCUUGGUGUUCAUAUCUAUGAAAGACUAGAUCGUAUAGGUCAGAAGUUGCGACUGGAAGAGCAAACAUGGCAGAUACUGUUUUCUUUAGGAGCACAGUGUUUACAGAAAAGUUUUGAGGUGGCACUAGAGUGUAAGCAGGGUAUUUCUAAUCUAGAAUUAGUAUGUGAGGAGUUUUUAGAGGAGGAACGUGUUAAAAAUGAGAAGAAACAACAAAAGAAACAGAAAAGAAAGAAAAAGAAGGGAAAAGUUCAACCUGCUGAAAAAGAGAAUUGUCAGAAAGAGGAAAUAGCACAAUGCCAGGUAAAAUCAUUUUAG
Molecule: messenger RNA, 1221 nt
Organism: Lottia gigantea (owl limpet)
Lineage: Eukaryota; Metazoa; Mollusca; Gastropoda; Lottiidae
Exons: 8
Coding region: 1-1221 (406 amino acids)
Cellular component (GO): cytoplasm; nucleus
Source: RefSeq, a predicted model, not a curated record